Molecule: messenger RNA, 771 nt
Organism: Sphaerodactylus townsendi
Lineage: Eukaryota; Metazoa; Chordata; Lepidosauria; Squamata; Sphaerodactylidae
Product: fish-egg lectin-like
Exons: 4
Coding region: 1-771 (256 amino acids)
Source: RefSeq, a predicted model, not a curated record
AUGAUGAGGGCGCUUUGUGAGAGCCUGCUCCUUCUGUUGCCCAUGUGUGGAAUCACCUCAGCUCUGAGUUGUAAUGUGGCACCAGAAAUGCUGACACAGAUCGAUGCUAGCAACGGACAGGUCUUUGGUGUAAACGUUACAGGCAACAUUUAUACCUUGUAUGGAACCACGUGGGUACAGUUGCCAGGGGCAUUGGCCCAUGUCACAGUCGGUCUUGGUGGCGUCUGGGGCGUGGAUUCAAAACACAACAUCUUUAAACUGGUGGGUGGCAACUGGAGACUUGUUCCAGGUUUACUCAAACAGAUAGAUGCAGGUGGAAGCCAGUUGGUUGUUGGAGUCAACAUGUAUGAUGACAUCUACUGCAUACCCAAGUCUUCAGCAUUCUCUGCUCAUCGCUCAGACCUACGCUGGGUCCAUAUUGCAGGAAAACUCAAAUACUACUCCUGUGGGCUCUUGGGUUGUUGGGGAGUAAACUCAGCAGAUGAGAUCUAUUACCGGCACAGCGUCACUCCAGAUUCCUGUGCUGGAUCCCGAUGGGAGCAUGUGCCUGGCUCACUUUCCAUGAUUGAGGUCGGGACUGAAGGAAAUGUGUAUGGAGUGAACAGAGAUGGAAACAUUUUUUGCAGGGGUGGAAUCACCGCCGCCAAUCCCAUUGGAACCAUGUGGGCACCUUUGAGCAAUGACCUCAGAGAGAUCAAACACGUAUCCUAUGACCUGGGCCAGCUAUGGAUUUUGACUAAAGAAGGAAAGACUUUGAACUGCAAAGGUUGA